Phaeoacremonium minimum UCRPA7 is the source of this 1719-nucleotide messenger RNA. Its product is annotated as putative nol1 nop2 sun family protein. Gene Ontology annotation, biological process: rRNA base methylation. Bases 1 to 1719 code for a protein of 572 amino acids. Gene Ontology annotation, molecular function: methyltransferase activity. Gene Ontology annotation, cellular component: nucleolus. The transcript is spliced from 2 exons. The record is from RefSeq and is a predicted model, not a curated record. Lineage: Eukaryota; Fungi; Ascomycota; Sordariomycetes; Togniniales; Togniniaceae.
AUGUCCCUCUACCAUGAGGCUGCCGAUGUGCUGGACACCUCCAAAUUGGACGGCGGGAAUCUCAGGUCUCGCGUCUUCGGCCGCAAAGAUCGAAAAUCGUCGCCUGCCCAGAUCUACGCCUUAGCCCUCGAGACUUGCAAAUGGAGCCUGGUCUUGAAAGAGGUUGUCGAGAAUGCGCAGCUCCUGCAACACGAGAAGAAGCUUACUCCCCUCCUCUCGCUGCUCCUAGUCCAUGAUUUCCUGCUCUCCAAGAGCGGCAUCGCGCUCCCGGCGUCUCACGGUCUCCGAGCUUCCAUCGAGCGUCAUAAAGCCCGACUUACCUCAGAGUUUACACGAGCCAGAGUCCGAAGAAAAUGCCCCACGAUCGAUGCACUGAGGGAGGUGGUAGAAGCAGAUGCCAUUCCGGACGAUGCACAUCCACGCUGGAUCAGGAUCAAUGCUGUGAGGACUACGCUGGAGCAAGAGCUGGAGACAACAUUCAAGGAUUUUGAAAUAGUGCAGUCUCCUGUGCAAGUGGUGAAGGGCACGGCAAAGUCUAUUCACAUCGACGAGCAUAUCCCCAAUCUUGUGGCCGUCUCUCCGAGAUUCGACUUCACCAAGUCAGCCGCCUACAAGUCUGGAGCCCUUAUCUUGCAGGACAAGGCAUCGUGUUUCCCGGCAUAUCUACUUAACCCAACACCUGCAGGUGGCGAUGUCAUCGACUCAUGCGCCGCCCCAGGGAAUAAGACGACACAUAUAGCAGCGAUACUGCGUGGGCAUUACGAUGUUGCAGGAGAUGUCAAGCAGACCAUACAUGCAUUUGAAAAAGACGCUAGGAGAGCCAGAACCCUCGAGAAAAUGGUGAAGCUAGCUGGGUCGGAUAUCUUUACCCGAAUAAACCAGGGUCAAGAUUUUCUUAAAGUCAACCCCGCCGACGAACUUUAUCAAAACGUCGGGGCACUUCUGUUAGACCCUAGCUGUUCUGGCAGCGGCAUUGUAGGACGCGAUGAUAUGCCCGAGCUGCACCUACCAGUGCUGCCAGGUGCUAAUGGAUCGCGCAAUCCCAAACAGAAGUCGAAGGAAACUUCCGCCAGCAAGCGCAAGCGCGACGAUGCUGAGGAGAUUGCGGAGAACGUCAUGGUUGAUGAUGAUGGCAAUACGACAGUCUUAUCAUCUGAAAAGGACCUCAACGCGCGGCUGGCCUCGCUCUCGUCCUUCCAGCUUACUCUGCUACUGCACGCCUUCCGGUUCCCUGCGGCUAAGAGGAUAACAUACUCGACCUGUUCAGUGCAUGUAGAGGAGAACGAAGGAGUGGUUCUCAGCGCUUUGCAGUCUGACAUCGCAGGGAAAAGAGGGUGGCGGAUUUUGGAACGAGCACAUCAACCCAGUGGCAUGCAAAAGUGGCCCGUACGCGGUCUUGAAGGCGCUUGUCCGGGACAAAGCAAUGUUGCAGACGCCUGCAUAAGAGCAUACAAAGAUGACGGCCGCGGAGUCAUGGGCUUCUUCGUUGCUGCUUUUGUCCGGGACGGCGAUAUUGACGAUGCGGACGCCUACGACAACACCGGAGGCAUAGGGGAGAUGUCAGGGGGACAAUCGGCCACAGCAACCGCAUUGGUUCCCUCUCCUCACUCACGUGGCAAGCGGCCUAAGACACAGCCUCAAUCUGCCUAUAUUGAUGAGCGCGACCACAACAACGUUGAGGUGCACGAGGAGAGUGACUGGAGCGGCUUUGAUGACUAA